Rubroshorea leprosula is the source of this 658-nucleotide messenger RNA. Lineage: Eukaryota; Viridiplantae; Streptophyta; Magnoliopsida; Malvales; Dipterocarpaceae. The record is from the annotation of a GenBank genome assembly.
CAACUAGGGUUUCGGUGACGGCGGGCCUCUCACUUCGGUGCCCCUCCUUGUUUUUGCAAGGCCUCCCUCCUCUUUCUUUUUCCUGGUUUUCUACCUCUCCAUUCCAUGGAUCAGACUUGUAUUUUGGCCUGGAACUGUCGAGGUCUUGGAGAUACUUUUGCGAUUUCAGAGUUGAAGAAACUCUGUUUCCAACAUAAGCCCAGCAUCAUCUUUCUCUCCGAAACUAAGCGCACAGCGGUGGUGAUGACCUCGAUCCGCCCAGAUCUAGGGUUGGAUCACUUUUCUGUGUGCAAUUAUGCAGAGAGAAGGGGCGGCUUGACCCUGCUUUGGAGUGAGGAGAGUAAUCUUCAAGUUUCCUCUUUCUCGCCAUUGAUAGAUCUAGGGUUGGUUUUGCUGUUCUGCAGGCAAUUGUGCAUAGAGAAACCAUCACACAUCGAUGUUGUUAUUGUAGAUCCCGGUGGUUGUCAACGGCCAUCAACAGGGUAUUCUGGCCAACCAGAGAUGGUUUCUCCUAUGCCUCGACGAUGUUUAGGGGAGAAUGCCGGUGGAGGUUGUUUGGAGACGUCGGAGGUGUUCUGCAAGGGGAGGAUGCCAUUUCAGUCUCAAAAGGGGCUCUAGUUCCCUUAUUGAAAUUUGGCAACAAAGGCUUGCAAAGGAU